Molecule: messenger RNA, 1361 nt
Organism: Mugil cephalus (flathead mullet)
Lineage: Eukaryota; Metazoa; Chordata; Actinopteri; Mugiliformes; Mugilidae
Product: hepatitis A virus cellular receptor 1 homolog
Exons: 4
Coding region: 732-1361 (209 amino acids)
Source: RefSeq, a predicted model, not a curated record
ACCUUCAUCUUCAUCAUCAUCUUCAUCAUCAUCAUCACCAUCAUUAAGAAGAGGAAUCAGUGGCUUCUAUCUCUUAUCAAACCUCUUUGUUGACGUCGGUCAGCUGAUGUGUGAGACAGAUUUCAGUCCAAUGGGACGUCUGUUUAUUACCAGUGAGACACAAAUAAUUAGAACUGACAUCAUCACCAGGCAGGAAGCUGCUUUUAUAUUUAUGGUCUAAUUACAGGGAAUAAUAUCUAAUGACACCAACUAUAAUUACUGACAUGAAUCCACAGACUCAUUAACAUAUCUACAUACUUUAUCAACACUAACUAUGACGUGUUGCCUCCCGUCUGCUGGAAAUGGUUCAACCCUUGACUUUAAAAGUAGGUGAUGAGCCAUGAAGCUGAGGAGGAGGAGGAGGAGGAGGAGCCACCAGGAGGAGGAGGAGGAGGAGGAGGAGGAGGAGGUGCUGACACUGACACUGAAUGAAGACUCCAUCUCCUCGUCUCCUUUGGACUUGUUGUUCAUUUGAAUUUAACCCGAUUAAACCAGACAACAUGUGUGUAAAUAUUCAUUUCCUUUAUUCACUGUGUACAUAUGUUGUGAAGCGAUGAGACCCGUGGUCUGAAAUGAGGCCUAGUUCUCAGAGGGUCGGUCCAAGCUUCAGGAAACUCUGACGUCCAUUUUCAUCUAGAAUCGAUGCCUUUAACAGAACCACAAAACCACGAGAGCAGAGAGGAAGUGUAAAGAUGUCGACACUGAGCUGCUGGGACUGGAUGCUGCUGCUGAUCAUCACAGUGUCUCUGUGCAGCAGCAGAGUUGUUGUUGUUCCAUCUGGUUCAGACGUCACUCUGACCUGUAGCUAUGAUAUAAAGAGACAUGGAGCUCUGAGAGUUUGUUGGGGUCGAGGAGAUUUACCAACCAGAGGUUGCAAAGAUCAGCUGAUCUACACAGAUGGAUAUAAAGUGACAGAAAGAGCUUCCAGCAGGUAUCAGCUGAAGGGUCGACUGGACCGAGGAGACGUUUCUCUGACCAUAGAAAACGUCUCUGAAGACGACUCUGGGAGAUAUGGAUGUAGACUGAUGAUACCUGGACCGUUUAAUGAUGAGAAACAUCACACGGACCUGAGGGUGGACACAGCCAGAAGUGAUGUCACCACGCCAAAAGGAAGUGAUGUCACCAUGUCAAAAGGAAGUGAUGUCACCAUGUCAAAAGGAAGUGAUGUCACACCUAGCACAGCUACAGUAUCCAUGACAACGCCGGCUCCAGAGCAAGAGACGUCCGUCAUCAUCAUUGGAAACUCCGUGAAAGUUUCCUGCAUCUUCCUCAUCAUCGUCACAGCUCUGACGGGUGCUGCUGUCAACGGUCAGUCAACGUGA